GUAAGGAUUUUGCUCCGUUAUCAGGUGGUGUGCGGUACAAUUUUACAUUUUACUUAAGCUCGAGAAGAGCACUGAAAGCAUCACGACUCCUGUCGGCUACCGGCAGCUUCAGCUGCAGUUGCUGAAUUAGAUGUUUCAUUCACCUGCACACAUACACAAGCACACAUGCAUUACAGAUAUAAAACAUGACUGUAAUGCAUUUGUGUUUUAUAAAAAAAAAUUUAAACACUUCUUUUUUACUACUUAUAACAAACUUAUAAUGUAGUGUUUAUAAAGGAUGUAUGUUUUUGCAUAAAACCAUGGUUCGAUUAAAACCAUGUUUUUGCAUAUAGCCAUGGUUCCAUGCAAGCCCAUGUUGUUCGUGUGCACCGGGGUCAAAUAGGCGUCUGGUCUGCCGCUGUCAUUGUUUGCUAGUUACUGUACUGUAGUUACUCGCUCCAUCUGUCACAUUGAGACUUCUCCCGUUUGACCUGCUUCUUGUGGGCAGCUGUCAGCAUGUGAGACGGAUUAACCUAGCCGUGUGUUUGACCUUAAAUAUUCCUGUUGUUUAAAAUGAAAUAAAAGUGUAUAAUUAAUUGGUGACCGGCUAUAUUCCCUGAGGUCUGCUUUAAAAAAUCCACCAUUUGUUCAUGUGUUAUAAAUUAGUUUGUACAAUAUGUAUAAUAUGUUCUGCUAUUCUGGUCAUUAUUACUUUUUGUGUUAAAUUUAUAAGUUUCCUUUAAACCGUAGGCAUUAAUAUCAGUUCCAGCUACAUUUAAAAAAAAUGAUGCAUUAAAAUGUGCUUUUGUUUUUUUUCAGCAUCCAUAAGUUACACAUUCUAACCUCAAUUAUGAUCUUGUGUCAAGAAUGCUGUGAUAGCUGGAACAGAGCAACUCCUCAGUGAUGUUUCUAAUUUUAGGAAACCUCUAUAAGCUAUCAGAUUUAUGAAAGAGACACUGUUUCACUGUGGAAACAUCCUGAUUACCAUCUCUGCAGCCUGUGCUGAAGUACUUCAUAUAUAAAUGCGUGACAUUAUUCUUAGGAGUCUACAUAACAGUAUGCUUUAUGUACUGUCCAAAAAAGCAAGAGCAGUGUGUUACUGUACUGACAAUAUCACUUACAGCAAACAACCACGUCCACAACAGGCGGACUGGAGCAGUGUCCAUUUUCUAUUGUGUUAACUGGUAUUUGGGGCCCAGAAGGUGUACACCUCCUUCUUUAGAAAAGGAUUAGCAUGCCUAUUGUCUCCCAAAUGACAGAUGUUCAUGGCCGUUGUGUCAUUUGAGGUCAUGUUUAAGUGAAUAUUGAAUAAAACAUAUUUAUUUUUCUGAUAAUCAAUUAUGUAAAAUAUAUUUUUAAACAUUUGCAAAUUCUGCUAUAAAAAUACUUCUUGCAUUAUUUUUUUGUGCACAAUGCAAAAAACCCCAUUGAAUCAGUGAGUCAUUUUUUUCAUUGUUAAUAGAUGAUUCAGUUGCUCAAGAAUCAAAGAAACCUUUGUUUUGUAAGUGUAUUGUUGUUUACAUCUUACAGAAGUGUAACCUGAGCAACCACAAUACACCUGAGAGAUAGGGAAGCUGGAAACACCUACUGAUUUCUCUGGACACAUCCUAAAAUCUACAACUAUUAUGACACCAUGGUUCCCAUCCUGAUGAGCCAGUUCAAGUCCCUAUGUGGUCUCAAUGUUGUUAGUUAAAUGAUGAAUAUGCAUUAUAUGAGGUUUUUUUUUAUAUAUCUUUAGAUUUUUAUGUGUAUUUAUGUAUUUAUUUGUUUAAUUAGUUAUUUGUACUUGUUGGCUGAUUUUGGAGCUGAGUCUCUUUAAAUAAAACCAAAUUAUUUCACAAAUGUGAAUCAGAUUUUUUCAGCCUCUGGAGCCAAGGUAUUCCAAUCCAAAUUCAGCAGUGCUUCUAACUAUCGUUAGGUUGCCGUCUCACGUUCCUUUGGUGUCCUUUGUUUGGGGCACAUGAAAGGAUCCUAGCCACUCAACUUUGUAAGACAAUUAUCGCCAACCACCAAACUGGUGCCAAAGCCAUGGCUUAAGCCUCCUACAGAAGGCCCACUGUGCUUCUGUAAUACGGUCAUGUUAACGGCAGCUUGUCUAAUCCACUUCAUUGUAGAUUCAGUGCUGGAAGGUUUGGUCUUUAGCACUUUGAAGUUCCAGGAGCUAUGGGGUGACUUUGUGGGAAAACCAAACGCGUGCCAGCUAGUGGUGUUUGCCCAGGCGGAAAGCAGAGAAAGGACGGCACAGGAUAUGGAGUUGUCAGACGGCCUGUUGCUGCAGGUCAACAAUGGAGACCAGUGGUGUAACCGCUGGAAGAAUCCCAACGAGGACUCGGACCGCAGCAUUAGUCCCUCAGUCCUGCGCUGCGUUGCCAGCACAUGGAAGGAAGGCCUGCUGAAUAGAAAAAGACCCUUUGUGGGCCGCUGCUGUCACUCCUGUACACCACAGAGCUGGGAGAAACUGUUUAACCCAAGCAUUCCGUCCCUGGGACUACGCAAUGUCAUCUACAUUAACGAGACCCACACUAGGCAGCGGGGCUGGUUGGCGCGCAGCUUGAGUUACGUGCUGUUUGUAAUGGAGCGAGAUGUCAACAAGGAUAUGUUCACCAGAAAUGUGGUGGACAACGUGCUCAACAACAGCAGUGUGGAAACGGCUAUUGUGAAUGUUGCCACUGAGUUAGAUGCUGCAGCCAGCCAACCAGGCAAGGAGCACAGGGCUGUGAAUAAAGUGAAACAGAAAGCACGGACCUUCCUGCAGGAGAUGGUAGCCAGCAUUUCACCAGCAUUCAUCAGACUCACAGGGUGGGUCCUCUUAAGGCUCUUCAAUGGUUUCUUCUGGAGCAUACAGAUCCACAAAGGUCAGCUGGAAAUGGUCAAGAAAGCUGCUACAGAGCAAAAUGUGCCCAUGGUUUUCCUGCCCGUUCACAAAUCCCACAUUGACUACCUGCUCAUCACCUUGAUCUUGUUUUGUCACAACAUUAAAGCCCCUCACAUCGCAGCUGGAAACAACCUAAGCAUUCCUAUCCUCAGAACUCUGAUCCGUAAACUGGGAGGAUUCUUUAUAAGGCGUAAAAUGGAGGAAACUGAGGAUGGGAAAAAAGAUGUAUUGUACAGAUCGCUGUUACAUGCAUACACAGAGGAGUUGUUGUGUCAGCAGCAAUUCUUGGAAGUCUACCUGGAGGGUACUCGCUCUCGGAGUGGUAAACCGUCCCCAGCACGUGCGGGCAUGCUGUCCAUUGUUGUGGACACGCUGUGCACUGGGUCCAUCGCAGACGUACUGGUCGUACCAGUCGGCAUCUCCUACGACCGCAUUAUUGAAGGCAACUACAAUAGUGAGCAGCUGGGCAAGCCCAAAAAGAAUGAGAGCUGGUGGGGUAUAGCGUGUGGUGUGUUCAGGAUGCUGAGGAAGAACAACGGCUGCGUGAGGGUGGAUUUUAACCAACCCUUCUCCUUGAAGGAAUACCUGAACACUUGGAGAAAUCGUCACGUUCCACCACCGGAGUCCCUGGAACAUACCUUGAUGCCCGCCAUUAUUUCUGCUCAGCCUGAUGCUCUGCCGUUUGAGGGACAGGAGGAGGUACAGGUGAACCGAGUGCUUCCCGAUGAAAUCUUCAGACGACAGCUUAUUAACAACCUGGCCAAGCACAUCCUCUACACGGCUAAUAAGUCUUCAGCAAUCAUGUCUACGAAUAUUGUGGCCUGUCUGCUUCUCUACAGACACAGACAGGGAGUAGUGCUGUCGAAGCUGGUGGAGGACUUUUUCAACAUGAAGGAGGAGAUUCUGUCACGUGACUUUGACCUGGGUUUCUCGGGGAACUCCGAGGACGUGGUGAUGCGUGCUCUGCACCUCCUCGGGAACUGUGUCAACGUGACCAGCAGCGCGAAUCGCAACGGGGAGUUCACUAUCGCCCCCAGCCAUACUGUACCAGCGCUCUUUGAGCUCAACUUCUACAGCAAUGGCCUUUUCCACGUCUUCAUUUCUGAUGCAAUCAUCGCCUGUAGCAUUCUGUCACUGCAGCGGGAGUGCAGUGUGGAAUCAGCGUCUGACCAGCAGUCAGGUCGUCCUCGUAGUCCUCUUCUCAGUCAGGAGAGACUCAUACGUAAAGCUGCCAGCCUCUCCCAGUUUCUUACCAACGAAGUUGCAGUAGCUCCUCCGUGUCAGACCAUCUACCAGGUUUUCCACGAUGCAGUGACGCGACUGAUCCAGUAUGGAGUUCUAUACGUAGCAGAGGAAGAACAGGAGGAGCUGAGCCCCAGCCUUACAGACGAACACUGGUCCCAGAAGUUCCCCGAACCCUUGUCUUGGAGAAGUGAUGAGGAAGAUGAAGACAGCGACUUCGGGGAGGAGCAGAGAGAUAGAUACCUGAAGGUGAGCGUUUCCGCAGAACCCCAGGCCUUCUUCAUUUUCCUCCAGCGACAGCUCAGCCCAGUAUUGGAGGCCUACAGUGGGGCCGCCAUUUUUAUCCACAGUCUGAGUCAGCCCAUGGCCGAGUCCGAAUACACGCAGAGGCUUUUCCGUUACCUGCUAACCCGCACAGAGAGAGGAAUCGCUGCAUACGGAGAAAGUGCUACUCAUUACCUGGUUAAGAACACAGUGAAAACAUUCAAAGAGCUUGGGGUCUUGAAGGAAAAGAGAGAGAACAAGGUGACCACUCUGGAGCUGAGCAGCACUUUUCUACCUCAGGCCAAUCGGAACAAACUCCUGCAGUACAUUUUAGGAUUCGCGCUGCUGUGACCAACACCUUGUACGUUACCACUCAGAUCCCAGACUCCUCCUACCUAAGGGCUUCUACUGGUUACUUCUAAACAAUCCCAGGUGCUACUCUGUGGAACAACUCAUCAGGAAGUGCCUUCACCCAAACCUCGCUAAUCGUUACCUGUUAACCAUAAGAAGCCAGUCUUCCCUCAGUGCGCCAGUCUUCGACUUCCUGUCGCGGAACUGCGCAGCCACUGAAAGCAUCACACUCGUAACGUUGAAGUUAUGUGACAUGAAAAUCACCCCCUCUUUGUGAAUUUUGCCAGUGAAGUUUAAAUACAUUUAGAAAUAUACAUAUAAAGAGCUACUUUAGACACUGGAACAAGUUAUAAAUAAUUUAACAAAAGCCGGAACGAAACAAGUCAACAUGAUCUACAGUAUACAAGUCAAAAAGAAACAUGCAUAGAGGUUAACACUGAACAUACAUUAAUGUAAACCUCUCUGUUUGUCUGAAGCCCUGCUGUAUUAUCUCCACUGCAUUAUCACACCGUAGAAGAACAAGUGGGAAAAUACUUCUUUAGACAGCGUUUUUACACACACACACACACACACUUCACAAAGAAACUUGAUUGUAAAGAUUCCUUCGACAUCGUCCCUGCUGCAAAACGAUCACAAACACCCGCAAUUCUUCUCCCGCAGUUACUUGUAAAUGAACUCCCAAAUUCAAACCUGCUUCAUUUAAAAAAAUAACAAAAAAUAUUUACUCUGCCUAAAGUAUUUACCUGGCAAACACAGCGUGUACCUGCGAACGUCCCUGCGUAGUCAUGUGCAUCUCUGAUUACUUAGUGCAUUCAGUAAAAUGAUGUGAGAGUGGUUUUGUUUAGACAAAAUCUGUUUUUGUACAAAUAAUGAAACAUUAAAAAAAGGAAUGUUAACACGAACAGCAGUAAAAAUACUGACUACCAGCCGGGUACACUUGGCUAACAUUUAAAUACAGCAAACUCAGAAAGGUAGGGUGACACGUUUUUAAAGGACAUCUGUCAGUCACAUGUGAAUUAUCUGCUUUUUCCCCCCUGUGGUGUUAAUACAAUAAAUGAAGCCUUUUUAGCAUCGCUGCUGACAAAGCAGUGGCAGUUUGUUAGCCGGCGGGCUACUCAAUCCACUGUGUAAUCAUUUCAGAGGACAGGUCAGUUCAGAGUAUAAAUGUGUUGUUACUCUUCUGUGAGAAACCUUCUAAAAGGUCGUUUACUUGCUGCUCUACCUUUCAAUUUUUUUUUUUACAUAACUUGUUUCACAUGAUUUUUUAGGCCAGUUUAUCACAUAGUGUAAAUAUGUAGUCAGUCUGUGAGUAGACCCUGUGAAUUUGAGUUUCUUUCUUUUCUAAUCUUCAUGUGAAAUGCAUGCUGGUACUCUACCAUUGUAAAUAACAAAAAAAAAAUCCAGGAAAUCACCCCGAAACUAUUUACGUCUGACGUUGAAGCCUCAAUGCAAAGACCUACGCCGACGUUUUUAAGCUCGUAUUUAUUAGAAAUGUAUUAAAGAGAAAAAGAUUGUGGUGUCUCACAUAAGUUAUUGUUGGGUAAUGAAUGUUGUAUGCACAAGGUGAAGGCAUGUGUUUAUACAGUAAAAAGGAGGUGGUGAUGGAUUCCUUUUGUGAUGGGACUGUUAAACGUAAGCUUACCAUAAAAAUGUGAAAAGUCUGAAUGUUUAAAUCAGCGUUCUCCUUUUGUCAGGGCAAUAAUGAUACUCGACAUGUAAUUUGCUAUUCAAUUCAAUGGUUUAUAUUCAUCAUUUAUACUGAAAAGGCCAGUGACUACAUGUCUCUGCAGAUUAAGAAUUAUUGAUAUUUUUUACCACGUCCGAUGUUGACAUCUAAUCGCUGCAUGUUUCUAUGCAGGUUUUUCAAAUGGAAUGAACCAUUAACAGAAAAGAUUGGCCACUGACACCAAUCAUUGCAUGUUAAAGAAGAAAAAAAGAUGUGUGUUGGGGUUCAGAAUGGUGUCAGUUCCGCAGGUCAUUGGGAAGGCUGGACAUUGAACGCAUUCUGUAAGCCCGUUACGGUCUGUGUGUCCACACAUGAUGCAGAUACUGUGCUGCAUGCUUCCCUCUGGUCACCUUUAUUCAUCAACUCUUUCAUGUCAACGCUACACAAACCUUGAUUGAUUUUUUUUUUCAGGUCUCGUGUGUAAAUUUUGUUAAAAUGCAUUAGUAGUCAUUUGUGUAGAAUCCAAUCUGUUACCUCCUGAAUUUUCAUCUUUACCUUUACUCAUGUAGAGUACGUGAUAAAGUCGGUACACAUAUUAUUUUCUAUGACCUGCUGCAUAACCACUACAGAUAAAUGUGCAAUUUUUGUAGUUUGAAAAAUGCCUGUAACUAAAAAUCGGGUGCAUUCUUAAUGCACCGUACUGUUUUUUGGUUGUUGUUUUUUUCCGUUAUUUUUUUUCUGCAUGUGAACCAAGGUUAUUAUAAAUCCAGUAAAAAAACUGUAGGUUGUAAAAAGAAAUUUGUUUGCGCACAAGUGGGGAAAAAAAACAACAUUGUUACUAGGGGAAGAAUCACCAGCUCCUCCAAACAAGUGUCACUGUUUUGUUCUUGCUUUUUGAAAAGCAAAGCACAACUGGCAUUAUUCAAGUUUGUUUUUAAAUAAAUAUGUGAUUAACACACA
Molecule: messenger RNA, 7337 nt
Organism: Cynoglossus semilaevis (tongue sole)
Lineage: Eukaryota; Metazoa; Chordata; Actinopteri; Pleuronectiformes; Cynoglossidae
Gene: gpam
Product: glycerol-3-phosphate acyltransferase, mitochondrial
Exons: 21
Coding region: 2057-4711 (884 amino acids)
Biological process (GO): fatty acid metabolic process; glycerol-3-phosphate metabolic process; triglyceride biosynthetic process
Cellular component (GO): mitochondrial membrane; plasma membrane
Molecular function (GO): glycerol-3-phosphate O-acyltransferase activity
Source: RefSeq, a predicted model, not a curated record